Molecule: messenger RNA, 5074 nt
Organism: Linum trigynum
Lineage: Eukaryota; Viridiplantae; Streptophyta; Magnoliopsida; Malpighiales; Linaceae
Source: the annotation of a GenBank genome assembly
CUUUCUUUCUCUCUCUCUCUCUUUAAUGGCCCCACAAACGCAGUAUUCCCUCCAUCUCUCUAAACUGUAAAGUCAACUCUUCUUUUAUCUUUUUGUCUCGUCAUGGUUAACUGAGGGAUUGAGUGGUUAACAGUUCCUUGCCUUAUGAUGGGACUACUGAUUCAGGUUGCCAGUGAAGAAGGAUCAGAGAACAAAGGCCAAUCCACUGGGACUGCUGUGAUAAACAUUGCAGAAUUUGUUUCAGCAGCCACUGAUAAAGAGCUUCAGACUGAUUUACCUCUAGGCUCUAACACCUCCUACUGCCACUCAAGGGAGUAAUACUGUACUAGUCUUUUGCUUCAUGUAAGUUCUUCUGAAUUGAGCUUGCUUUCCAGUUUCCACCAGGACUCCAGGAAUGAUCCUUAUGUUUCUGUGCGAAAAAUAUCAUUUUACUGCAAUGCAGGUAUUUCUUGUGUUGACAGAGUUGAGAAUACUACUAAGGCCUCCAUCACAAGAAGCUCAAAGAUCAAUGGUGCCUCUUGAAAGGACACUCUCUUGCCUGCCAUCCUCACCGAUGAGCUUUCUGGUCUGAGAGCCCGCCUCGGAAAUGUCAGGCUCUUGCAAGGCGGCGGCAAGAAGAUUAGAAGAAGCUUUCCUUUUGGUGAAGAGACCGCCAUUGCUGAUGCAGCAGCAGCAGCAGCAAAUAACAUCUACUCCGAUGGAGGAGAGUCCUUCUGGAGGCGGAGUCACCAACAUCAUUAGCUCUCCCUGUCGUUGCUUAGAACACACAAGCUCAAAGAGCUCUGCUAGUUUUAAUCGCCCUUGGUUCUUUGGAUUCUUUUUCCUUCUUCUUAUGUGGUUGAGAUGAUGAAUAAAUUGGCAACGGCAUUAUCAAUAUGGAAUGAUUGGAUGCAUCCAAAGGAGGAGCUUGGAUACUUUGUAAUUAACUUCAACUGCAAGCAACUGAGUGCUGUUCAAAAAAUAUCACAAGACCUGUUGCUGAUCCUAGUAACCAAUCUACUAAGUUUGAUCUCAUUGAAAAACUCUUUACCUUCAACGUACUCUUCGAAGAUGAACUCGGGGUAAAUUCGAGCAGCUUUUUUUUCGGUUCAUGAAGGCACAACUCCGAGUUUUUCCUGUUCUGUUCAUUUUCGUCAUAUGUGUGCGUAUAGCUUGUCGUUUGGACAUUUUCACGGAACCUCUAUGGAAAUAGUCAUGAAUUUCCUGACGUGACUUCAACAUGUGAUGAGUGACGAAUGACGAUUUCUCUCUCAACCACCUAUGUAUUUUCGCGGUGGAUCGGAGUUGGUACGAAGGUUGGAUACAAGUAGAAGGACUGUUUUGCAAAGUUGCCAAAAGUUAUGCAGUAAAAGAAAUAAGAGACGUUAGGGAUUUAGCGUUAGUCGUUAGGUAUGUUAUUGACCCAUUUUCCCCCCUUUUUCUCUUUCAUUAUCCAAAGCUUCUUUUUCAUUUAGAAGUCCCAUUCAUGGCCGCUCUCUGCCUGUCUUUUCUCUGAAUCUCACGCGUUCGAUUGCAAAAUAAAAAAGAACAGCAAUUGCCAUUUUCUUCCUCUCCCUCCAAUUCUGUGAAGACCAACACUAGACGCGGAGCAUCUUCAGAAACCGUCUCCACGGCAGAUCAACAUACAGAUCUAGAAGAAAGGUUACAGAAGAAUCAUCAAUUUUUCAGGGAAAAAAAUCUUCACAUUCGGUGACCGGAGAAGGGAUUUCUCGCGACGAUCCGGGAGUGAGCUUAGUACGAUUCUUUGGAGACGAGGAGAAAAAAUAGGAAAGUUAUCCGGAUCUGGAUAACCUUUGGAUCUGGAUCUGGAAGAUCGCUGGCAGGGGUUAGCGCAGAUUCCGCAGAGUAAUUUCCGCCGAUCGAUCUUCCAAAUCUGUAGGAGAUUGAGGGGUUUUUGGAUGGUUCAAGUUUGAGGGCUUCCUCCAAUUCGUUCCCCGUGUCCAAAUUUGAAAGGGUUGUUAGAGAAUCGUCAUAUCUUAUCUCUGCUCUGCAAAGGAUCCACGUCGUUACCCAGGUUGACUUUCUUCUUCCUUUCUUUCUCUGUGAGGGAAAAGAUCAAAAUUUCGGGGCAGGGAGAGGAGAACAGAUGGUGGUGAAGAUGAUGAGGUGGCCGACCUGGCCGUCGAGGAAGCUUGAGGCGAGAAUCGUGGUACAGAGGCUGGAAGGGCUGAAGAAAGAUGAUGAUCAAGUGGAGGAGAAAAAGGAGAGGAGGUUGGUGGUUGAGGUGAAGUGGAAAGGUGAAAAGGGGAUUGCUUUGAGACCGUUGAGGAGGAAGAGAGCUGUGAAGAGGAAUUUGACUCAGGAAUGUGUGGGGUUUUGCGCUGAUGGUGGUGAUGAUGAUGAUGGGGUUGGGGUUGGUUGUUUCCAAUGGAAUGAGGAUUUCACAAAUGUUUGCAGCUUUUCAGGUCAAAGAGAGGGCCUGUUUCUCCCCUGGGAGGUUGCUCUUACUGUUUUCAGUGUUACCAGCGAAGAAGGAUUAGAGAACAAAUUCCAGGCCACUGGGACUGCUGUGAUUAACCUUGCAGAAUUUGUUUCAACAACCACUGACACAGAGCUUCAAAUUCAUUUACCUCUAACACCUCCUACUGCCUCUCCUCCUCAAGGGACUAGUAGUCUUUUGCUUCAUAUAACUCUUGGGUUGACAGAGCUCAGAACGAUCGGGCCUCCAUUACAACAAGAUCAAAGAACAAUGGUGCCUCUUGAAAGGACACUCUCUUGUAUGUCAUCCUCAGGACACACUGAAGAGCUUACUGGUCUGAGAGCCCGGCUCAGAAAUGUCAGGCUCUUGCAAAGUGGUGGCAAGAAGAAGCAUUCCUUUGGUGAAGAGACCACCGAUAGUGAUGCGGCAGCAGCAAAUAACAUAUACUCUGAAGGAGGAGAGUCCUUCCGGAAUGAUGAAGCAGCUGCUGCUGGUUUAGAAUUGGAGGCAAUGGCUGAUGACGGUUCUCAGCCAUCACUGAACUAUGCAGUAGCAUUGGCCUACACUAAUUUUGCUCAAGGGUCAGCUCUGACGAACAUUAUGAGUGGUGGUGAAGGUGAGGAAUGGUCGGAGUGGAUAUAUUUCAACAACAGAAAGCUAGAUGAUGGAGGUGGUUCCUUCCAAUCUGAGCAAUCACCAGCUGAAUUUAUCUUCCAAGAACAUCCUUUGAAGGAGAGGCUGAAGUCUAGACUCUUCUUGCCUUGGAGGAAAAGGAAACUCGGGUUUGGAUCUUCCAAGGUCAGAGUUAAAGGAGAACCUCUUCUGAAGAAGCAUUAUGGGGAAGAAGGUGGAGAUGACAUUGAUUUCGAUCGCAGACAGUUGAGCUCCUCAUCAUCUGACGAAUCUAACUUCGGGGGGAGAAAAUCAGAAGAAUGUUCCACCACAAGCAGAUCAUCCUUCUCUGAAUUUGGAGAUAACGGCUGUUUCUCUGUAGGCAGCUGGGAAACAAAAGAAGUAGUGAGUCGAGAUGGUAAAAUGAAGCUCCAAACACAGGUCUUCUUUGCAUCAAUUGAUCAAAGGCAUGAGCGGGCUGCAGGAGAGAGUGCUUGCACAGCCCUGGUUGCCAUCAUUGCUAACUGGUUGCAGUCCAACCAAUAUGAAGAAGCCCCGAUCAAGUCGGUGUUUGAUGACCUGAUCAGGGAUGGAUCACUGCAAUGGAGAAACCUUUGUGAGAAUGAAGAGUACAGACAACGGUUUCCUGACAAACACUUUGAUCUAGAGACUGUCCUUCGGGCUAAUAUAUGUCCGCUCACUGUAGUACCAGAGAAGUCCUUCAUAGGGUUUUUCCAUCCAGAAGAGAUUGAGGAGGGAGCAGCAGAGAAUUUCAACUUCCUUCACGGCGCCAUGUCCUUUGACAGCAUCUGGGAGGAAAUCAGCCGUAACAACAGCUCACCUGCUUCUGGUGAGCUUUUCGUCUACAUUGUGAGCUGGAAUGACCAUUUCUUCAUCCUAAAGGUGGACCAAGAUGCAUAUUACAUCAUAGACACUCUUGGGGAACGCCUUUUUGAAGGAUGCAAUCAGGCAUAUAUCUUGAAGUUUGACAAGGACACGACAAUCGAGCUUCUUCCAAAACCGGCUGAAUCUUCAUCAGAUGAAAAUUCCACCACCAAGGACAAGGCACAAGCAACAAACAGCAGCAACUCGCACGGAGAGAAAAGUGCAGAAGCUCAAUUGACCAUUGCAGCUAACUUAAGUGACACAGAUAAUUCUGAGACGGAAGAGAAAAUUUUGUGGCGAGGAAAGGAGGCCUGCAAGGAGUAUAUUAAGAGCUUCCUUGCAGCCAUUCCGAUCAGGGAGUUGCAGGCAGAUCUCAAGAAAGGGUUGAUGGCGUCUACCCCUCUCCAUCACCGCCUUCAGGUCGAGUUCCACUACACUCAACUCACAACUAACACAGGCGGCUGCAGUUGAAAUUCUCGCGACUGUUAGCACGAAGGAUAGCGAGCUUCCAGCAUAUCAUUAGCACUGGCUGUCGCUGUUGCUUAGAACAUAACUCGGUCGAUCCUCUGCUGAGCUUAAAGAUCUCUGCUAGUUUUAAUAACCUCUUUUGUUUUUUUGUUUUUGCUUUUUUUGGUGUGUGAUAAAUCAGAAAUGGUUCAUCAAAGUUGGGUGAUUGAAUGUAUCUGAGGGAGGAGCUUGGAUACUUUGUAAUUAAAUUCAACCACGAACAACUGAGUGCAGUUCAAAAGCAUCAUAAGAUUUGUUACUGAUCCGAAUACCAACCUAAUGUUCAGAAAUUUCAUGUGCAGUAAUCCAUUGAUCACAGUUAGACUCUAUCUUUCACCUGUGAUUUUGAUUGAGUGUGAUUUGUAGUUCUUAUGGUUAUUUUUCUUCGCUCUAUUCUUAAUUUCUUAUGACGAAACACGAUCGUGAAUUCCAUUUGCACGAUCGUAAACUCUGUUUUUAUGUCGUGAGCAUGUUACACAAUCAUGACAUAUUAGGACUAGUCGUAACUUUCCAAAACCGAUUCCAGACAAAUCAAUUAUCAGCCUUCACAUCGACAACAAGUAGGUCAAAAACUCGUCAUAGGAGGGCUCGAGACUGGUCGAAACCCCGUCUCGAGCUCCCCGGCGACUGGUUUUGAAAAUUGGGCCAAAA